This is a messenger RNA of Hemiscyllium ocellatum (epaulette shark), 3266 nucleotides long. RefSeq names its product nucleotide binding protein-like (gene nubpl). Gene Ontology annotation, cellular component: mitochondrion. Gene Ontology annotation, biological process: mitochondrial respiratory chain complex I assembly; iron-sulfur cluster assembly. NCBI's taxonomy places the organism in Eukaryota, Metazoa, Chordata, Chondrichthyes, Orectolobiformes, Hemiscylliidae. The coding region runs from base 168 to 1127 and encodes 319 amino acids. The transcript is spliced from 11 exons. Gene Ontology annotation, molecular function: 4 iron, 4 sulfur cluster binding; ATP binding; ATP-dependent FeS chaperone activity. The record is from RefSeq and is a predicted model, not a curated record.
GACGGUUUCCGGUCGCGGUGACGUCAUGGACAGGGGUGCGGGAAUGCCGUUGGAAGGAAGGAGCUGAUCCCAGCAGCUGGCCCACUGUGCGGGAAGUUUAAAGAAGUGACGAGAAAAAAAAUGUGUGGACUUUGUCGGUUUGGGCGCUGAGGAAGAAGUGGCACCGGAUGGUUCUGCUGUACCGAUCCUGGCGGCGGUGGCCGCCGGUGUUAGCGUGCCACAUUACUCACACUCCGGCCUGGAUAACGGCCGCACUGAGGGCCCGGUCUUCAAGUUCCAGUGCUGAAAAAAUAGAGGAGAGACAGAAACGCUUAAUGGCACGAGGAAUUCCAAAGCAAAAAAUGAUUCCAGGAGUGAAACAGGUUAUCGUUGUAGCCUCAGGGAAAGGCGGUGUUGGAAAAUCAACAACUGCAGUGAAUUUGGCUUUGGGAAUUGCUGCGAACGAUAUGGUUGUAGGUCUGCUUGAUGCAGAUGUGUAUGGUCCAUCUAUCCCACGUAUGAUGAAUUUAAGAGGAAACCCAGAACUGACAAACAGCAACUUGAUGAGACCCUUAGUCAACUUCGGGAUUGUCUGCAUGUCAAUGGGAUUUUUAGUAGAGGAAGGAGCACCAGUUGUUUGGAGGGGUCUCAUGGUGAUGUCAGCAAUCGAAAGGCUAUUGAGGCAGGUUGACUGGGGUCAACUAGAUUACCUUGUGGUCGACAUGCCUCCUGGCACAGGGGAUGUGCAACUUUCCAUCUCUCAAAACAUUCCAAUUUCAGGUGCAGUUAUUGUUUCUACUCCCCAAGACAUUGCUUUGUUGGAUGCACAAAGAGCAACAGAAAUGUUUCGUAAAGUUAAUGUUCCUGUUCUCGGUAUUGUACAAAACAUGAGUGUCUUCCAGUGUCCCAAGUGCAAAUAUGAGAGUCAUAUCUUUGGAGCUGAUGGAGCAAGGGCGUUGGCAGCAAAACUUGCAUUAGAUGUCCUAGGUGAUAUUCCAUUACACUUAAAGAUAAGGGAAACAUCUGAUAAAGGCCAACCAAUUGUUAUAUCUCAUCCAGACAGUUCAGAGGCCAAGGCCUACUUAAGACUUGCUGCGGAGGUGAUAAAAAGACUGCCAACACCUUGUGUGAGCAGUGGAAAAGUUUAGGUCUACGGCAUUUAGAUCCAUUUCCAAUUUUUUUUUUGUUCAAGUAGGCAAGUUCAAGACUUCUGAAAACAGCUACUAAAACAGAACACGUUUUGAGUAAAAAAUAAUAACCUAAAGAAAACGUAAUGACAUAAAUCUAAUUUUAUAUUUGGUAUCAAGAAAACUAACUGCUCUUUGUCAUGUGAAAUGAGAGAUGUUUAUUGACUGCAAUUAACUUCUAUGUAUCAAUACAACAGUAUACAAGACAAACAGAUACUGAGUAGCGCUGAGAAUAUUUUGAAAAGGUGGGAGAAUUUGGCCAAAAGUUCAGAAGUUGUCCAAAAUGCAAUUUAUAGGGCAAUCAAACAGGGAAAAGUCACUCCAUUCGAGGUUGUAUUUUGAAAGGCAUGGGUGGGGGGGGGAGAGCACAGAGGAUGGGCUGAGUACUGGGGUGGUGAUUGUGGUUGUGGAGGAGGAAGAAAUGGGGGAAAAUGACCUCCAAUAGUAGGGAGGAAAGCAGGCCUAACUGUGUGUUUGAGGGGUGAAGGGACUGCUUCCGAAUUUUUUAUCAAGAGCAUUUAUUGGAAAGUUUUGAAAAGUAGGAGAUCUUCAACAUGCCAUUGAUAUUCAUCCAGCUAUAAAGCACAAAAUCUUGUGUAUUUUUAAGAGUUUAAAUUUAAUUGUGGUCAAGUAUCCAAAUUUUCAACAGAAGUUCUUUAGAAAAUGGUCAUGUUUUAAAGUCAUACAUGUUGGUACGACACAGGUAGUUGAAACUAAAAGCUCGCCAAAUGUCUCAAAGCCACUCAUUAUUGAACUAUCAAGGGAACAAAUACUCAAUAACAUCAAGUAAUUCAAGAAAAAUAUUACGACUAAACUGAUUAUCAAUGUCCUUUCACAAAAUGUCAUUUGACUUUCCUAGAAUAAGGAGUGGAUAUUUGCAUGAUGUGGCAAGAUGGGUUGAUCCCAAUGUGUGAACUGUUUUAAAAACAGUAUGGAAGAUAUAUUUAUCAUAAUCAAUAAAUCAUUUGUAUAUUUAAGUUUAAAAAUUCAAAAUUUAUGUAAAACAUCUUUUGGUACUUGUGUUUUUCCUAUAUUUCUAAAGAAGGAAACGCUAAAACUAUUCCACACAAAUACAGACAGCAAAGUUUUGAUGUAAUUGCAUCAUCUCAUUGAGAGGUUGGUGAGAAUGAGAAAGGAGCUGUUGAAAGCAAAAAGUAGCCCUUGAGAAUGUCUUACAGAGUCCUCAAGCAUGAAUCUUAGUGCACAAUGAUUUAUCUAUUUUCUUUUUGAUAUGUGGACAUAGGAGGUCCAUUGUGCGCACACGUCCAUGAUAUCUGAAACCUGAAGUUAAUUCAUCAGUGGGCCAAUCAGUGUGAACUGAUGCUCUGAGCUACUCUGCUUGGAAGGUACAUUGGUCAUUAAUGAUCUGAUUCACAUUACUGUCCACCCAAUUGGCCCCUUGAGGCAGAGUUGCUAUGGCAACAUGCUUUAAUAUGCAUGUAGGUCUGAAGGUAUGAAGCUUGACGGUGGAGAUGAGCAUUUUUUUUUCCAUCAUAUGUUAGAUGAAAAAUCAGUCCCACUCUUAGUGCGUGCCAGUGCCAUAUUUGCAAAGGAGGUGAUACCUUUGUGAUAAUAGCACCAGGCUAUUAAUAUAGUGUCUACCAUGUAAUGGAGACCCUGGUUCCACAUGCUACCACGGCAGCUAGUGGAAUUUGAAUUCAAUAAAAAUCUGGAUUCAAGAGAAUUGAUGAUGGUCAUUGUGAAAUCAUUGUUGAUUGUCAGGAAAAACGCACCCGGUUCAUGAAUGUCCUUCUGGGAAGGAGACUCCUGUCAUUGCCUUGUGUGGCCGAUAUAUGACUCCAGACUUGGAGCAAUGUCACUGUCUCUUAACUGUCUUUUGGGCAGUUGGGGAUGGAGCAAUAGAUGCUAGCUAAGGCAAUGACACUACAUCCUGUGAGUGAAUGCAAAAAAACAUGUAGAAGUUGACUCUCAACUUGUUUUGAAUACACCUUCCUUCUCUAAAAUCCAGGAGUGUGAUUUGAACCUGGAGCUUCCCCCUCCGUCUGGAAAGUUACCUGUUGUAUGUCAAGACUUUCUAAAUGGUACUCUCUUGUAUUCAAAAUGUUACAGUAAAACAUUUGUGCUGUUGAGUAAUUGACA